AUGUCGUAAUUGCAUUGGUCGACGAGCCUCCGGAGAAGUUGAUCCUCCACAUCUGAAUGACUUUUCAUCACCUCAUUGUCUUUUGAACUCCCCCAAGACCUAUAUAUUUUACAUUAUAGUUUCUAUACAAGUGAAGAAGUUUAUCUUAAUUAAAACAACAAGAAUGAAUACACGAAAAACAGCGGGGGUCGAGCCGGGAAAGUGGAAGCAAUUCUUUGCGACAAUUAUAAUUAAUUUAUCAAGUCUGGCCUACGGGUUGAUCCUGGGUUGGUCAUCGCCGAUGGCUCCGCUGUUGCAGUCGGAAGAGACGCCGAUAGGAUCAGUUCCAAUGACGAGCGAACAGAUGUCCUGGAUGAAUGGAAUGCUGUGUGUGGGAGCUCUGGGGAUUCUGCCCUUCUGCAGUCCCCUGGCAGAGCGUUUCGGUAGAAAAAUAACUGGCUGCAUUAUCGCGAUACCCUCAGGCCUGUGCUGGCUGCUGAUCCUCCUCGCAGUGGACUACACCUACCUCUGGGCAGCCCGUCUCUUCGCUGGAAUAGCAGCUGGACUCAUCAUCUUCGUUAUUCCCAUCUACAUAUCCGAAAUCACUGGUGACACUGUCAGAGGACAAUACGGUAGCAUCCUCGUCUUCUCCGUCAACAUCGGCAUCCUCAUGGCGUACAUCUUCGGUGCCAUUCUGCGGUACAAUAUUUUUGCUAUUUGCGCACUUGUCAAUGUGGCUCUCUUCCUCGGAGGAUUUCUUUUUAUGCCUGAGACACCGAUUUAUCUGAUGAGAAAAGGACGAAUCGCAGAAGCCACUAGAUCAUUGAUGUGGCUGAAGGGCAACAACAAGGCGACUGUUGAACAGGAAUUAUCGAGACUCCAAGCCCUUGCCAAGGAGAAUACAGCUAAUAAUAAAUCUGUUGGGUUCAGCGCGUUGUUCAGAGACCGGGGAACGUUCAAGGGUUUCAUGAUCGCCAUCGCCAUGCUGGGAGGCCAGCAAUUCUGUGGAAUUAGUGCAGUGGUCGCCUAUACUGCGACGAUCUUCAAAAUGGCUGGAAGUUCUCUGCAGCCAAAUAUAGCAACUGUCCUUGUAGGUGGUACCCAGGUGUUAGGGUCAUGGCUAUCAACGUUGAUGAUGGAAAGGGCUGGAAGGAGGCCCCUCAUCAUGAUUUCCUCUGCUGGAAUGGCCAUUUGUCACUGCAUACUGGGAGCAUUCCUGUGUGUUCAGUCUUGGGGUCACGAUGUCAGUUCGUUUUCCUGGAUUCCAGUUAUCGCAAUCUCAGGCUAUGCAAUUGUUUAUUGCCUAGGGAUGGGCCCAGCCCCAUAUGUGGUCGCCUCAGAAGUCUUCAGCUCUGAUAUAUCAGGCUUCGCCAAUUCCAUUGCCAUGGUCUUUAUGUGGAUUGUCGCAUUUCUCAAUAUGAAGUACUUUCCCUUCGUCAUGGAUCUACUUGGCAUCGACGGCGCAUUCUUUCUUCUCGCUGCCUUCUGCAUUUGCACGUUGGUAUUCACAUUUUUCUUCAUUCCAGAAACCAAAGGCAGGGAUAUUGAGUCGAUCCUUGAUGAGUUGAAUGGGUUCUCUGGGAGCUUUAGGAAGGAUCAGUAUCAGAGGACUUCAGUGGAGAUUAUUGGGAAGAAUAAUAAUCACGCGGUUUGAAUUAUUCUGGGAAUAUGGAAAUCGAACCCCUGAAUUUUCCGAGCUUUUGUGGAAAUCCUUCAGCCACUAAAUAUUUCGAAAACAGAUUCCCAAAAAUUGAUUUUCAUGUGUUUAAAAUUCAGAGAAAUUCUCAUUUUAUUCAGAUAUUAUUUAGUACCUGAAACAUUUUUAUAUUAUUAUGGAAAAUUUAGGGAUUUGCUUUAGCUCGGCAGACUCGAUAAAAAAAAAUUGUUAUUCAAGUGGAUUCAAGUGCUCGAAGCCGGUGAAGUCGCUAGUCAAUAAUCCCCUCCCCCAAAUCGUAAUGAGAAUAAUUACAAUCAAUGGUAUUUCCCCUUCGACAAAGUGUUGACUACUAAUUAUGAUAUUAUCUAUUUUUAUAUCUCAUCGUUGAUUAGUCCUUAGUUGUUUUUGUAACUAGAUUAACGUGAAGCGCUAAUGAAUGUCAUUAAUGUACGAAAUUAAAUAAUCCCUCCUUAAUAAUUAGUAACUAGCCUGAGGUCAAUUUCAAUUUAAAAAAAGCUCAUUGUUGUGGCGCCGUCUUGUUGAAUCAGUAAGAACUUAUUGCGAAAUUUGAAC
Messenger RNA from Fopius arisanus, 2209 nucleotides. Its product is annotated as facilitated trehalose transporter Tret1-like. Lineage: Eukaryota; Metazoa; Arthropoda; Insecta; Hymenoptera; Braconidae. Gene Ontology annotation, biological process: carbohydrate transport; transmembrane transport. Gene Ontology annotation, molecular function: sugar transmembrane transporter activity. The record is from RefSeq and is a predicted model, not a curated record. The transcript is spliced from 4 exons. Gene Ontology annotation, cellular component: membrane. The coding region runs from base 164 to 1633 and encodes 489 amino acids.